This is a messenger RNA of Chelmon rostratus (copperband butterflyfish), 3172 nucleotides long. RefSeq names its product S-adenosylhomocysteine hydrolase-like protein 1. The record is from RefSeq and is a predicted model, not a curated record. Gene Ontology annotation, cellular component: cytosol. The transcript is spliced from 18 exons. Gene Ontology annotation, biological process: L-methionine cycle. NCBI's taxonomy places the organism in Eukaryota, Metazoa, Chordata, Actinopteri, Chaetodontiformes, Chaetodontidae. The coding region runs from base 3 to 1853 and encodes 616 amino acids.
UCAUGGCAGAAGGAAAGGACCAGACAGGAGCCUCCUGGGAGGACCUGCCACUACCUGAUGAGUAUCCAGAACCACAUACUGAGGAGAAAGUUGUGCUGAAAGCAGAGGCUGAGGAGGAUGUUUCUGCUCCUGCCGCAGAGAAAAGCGCCAAAGAUCAGCCGACAAAAGGCAGCCCGAACCUGCUGCAGAUGCUGAAGGCAGCAGAGAGCAGGUGGACUCCUCAGGGGCAGGACAGAAACAGAGAAGAGUCUGAGACAGGAGAGUUGGUGGCUGAAGCUCGGAAGACUGACAUGUUCAACAGCUCUGCCAGCAUGAAGAAAAUGUACAGUCUAGUGAGCAUAACUAAAGGCAAGGACCAGGAGGCAGUGCAGUCCAUCUGCAUCAAGCAAAUACAGUUCACUGAGCAGAAGCAAGAGUUCAACAAACGUCCCGCCAAGACCGCUCGUCGCUCGCUGUCUCGGUCCAUCUCACAGUCGUCUACAGAUAGCUACAGUUCAGUGUGCAGCGACAGCUCCGAGGAUGAGUCUUCUCCGAGAGACAAGUCUCAGAAGACCUCCAAGGGCCUUUCUGAUUUCUGCAUCAAAAACAUCAAACAGGCCUAUUUCGGACGCAGAGAAAUCGAAAUCGCAGAGCAAGAAAUGCCAGCGCUGAUGGUCCUGAGGAAAAGAGCAGGUGGGGAGAAACCUCUGGCUGGAGCCAAAGUGCUGGGCUGCACACACAUCACAGCACAGACAGCGGUGCUGAUUGAGACUCUGUCUGUGUUGGGGGCUCAGUGUCGCUGGGCGGCCUGUAACAUCUUCUCCACCCAGAAUGCUGUGGCUGCUGCUCUGGCUGAACAAGGGAUCCCAGUGUUUGCAUGGAGAGGAGAAUCAGAGGACGACUUCUGGUGGUGUAUUGACCGAUGUGUCAGUGCGGAUACCUGGCAGCCCAACAUGAUUCUGGAUGACGGAGGCGACUUGACUCACUGGAUCUAUAAGAAGCACCUGAGCCUGUUCAAGAAGCUCAAAGGCAUCGUGGAGGAAAGUGUUACGGGCAUCUAUCGGUUAUACCAGCUGUCAAAGGCAGGCAGGCUGUGUGUCCCGGCCAUGAAUGUUAACGACUCGGUGACCAAGCAGAAAUUUGACAACCUUUACUGCUGCAAGGAGUCCAUACUGGACGGGUUGAAGCGAACCACUGACGUCAUGUUUGGAGGGAAACAGGCGGUGGUGUGUGGAUAUGGUGAGGUUGGCAAAGGUUGCUGUGCUGCCCUGAAAGCGCUGGGUGCUGUUGUAUACGUCACAGAAGUGGAUCCCAUUUGUGCCCUUCAGGCCUGCAUGGAUGGCUUCAGAGUGAUCAAACUGAGCGAGGUGGUCAGGCAGGUAGACAUAGUCAUCACCUGCACAGGCAACAAAAAUGUGGUGGGGAGGGAACAUCUGGACCGAAUGAAGAAUGGCUGCAUAGUCUGCAACAUGGGACACUCCAGCACUGAGAUAGAGUUGGCGAGUCUGCGGACUGCAGAGCUGAGGUGGGAGCGUGUGAGGCCUCAGGUGGACCAUGUGAUCUGGCCUGACGGCAGGAGAAUCAUCCUGCUGGCUGAGGGUCGUUUGCUGAAUCUGAGCUGCUCCACGGUGCCUUCACUUGUCCUCUCCAUCACCGCUACAACUCAGGCAAUGGCUCUCAUAGAGCUGUACAGCGCUCCAGAGGGACGAUACAAACAGGACGUCUACCUGCUGCCAAAGAAGAUGGAUGAAUUUGUGGCCGGUCUUCACCUGCCGAUGUUUGACGCUCACCUCACCGAGCUGACUGAUGAACAGGCCAAGUACCUGGGCAUCAGCAAACACGGCCCCUUCAAAUCCAACUACUACAGGUAUUAACCCUCUGGAGAUGAAGCUGAAAGACAAAGGCUUGGGAUGUGCUGUUGAGGAUUUAAUUGUGGAAAAGCCCUCAUGGUCCUGCAGACACUGACGCCCUCUACAGGCUGAUUCUCACUCAAUAUCAUGCAAAGACAUCAAACUUUGACUUUAGUUCACUAUUUUUUCUGUGUUGUGUGCAGCUGUAUCUGUUUUAUGUGCUUGUUACACAUUUCUACAGAUAAAAUAGCUGUAUGCCUAAUGGCCCAUAAUCCUGAUUUAAAUCUACUUAAUUUUAACCUCAAAUGAAACCUCUACUAGUGAAGCUCACAUGAGAUAAUAAAAAAGAUCAGUUUUACUGUUUCUCACAGUUUCCUGCGUCUCUCAUCAUUUUAAUGUAACAAAAAUAGGACGGAAUUUUACAUUUGCACCGCUUGCUGUGUCAAAUGAAAAGCAUGUUACUUUGUUUGGCAUCAGAAAGAACACAAAAUGAUUUGUGGGAGAUGUAUUUGUCAAUUGUAAAUUGAGCUGACAAUCACACCUUGACGUCGCGCUGAUAUUGGUCUGGUAUUAAAGGGAAAUUAAGUGAUUUGUAGACAAAGUGACAACAGGGCCUGAUGGCCCCUGCAUUGGUCUCAACUGACUAAAACUCCCACAUUCCAGAAUGGGGAGUGGAAGUUUUCAGCCCACAAUGCAAAUGACAGGUUCUGAGUUUGAAGUCGGUAUUGAUCCAUCCUUGAGCUGCUGUUUUGAUGUGAAUCAUGCUUUGUCUUGGCCUUCAAAGCUGUCUGAAGUAAAAUGAUUACACAUGUAGCCUGAGAGUUUGCCUGCUGUUCAUCAAGUCAAUCCACUGGGUCGUCACUUCCUCGGAUGGGAGGAGUGGAUGAAGACCUUUGUGGGCUUGCAGUCAACAACGGUUGUUUAGUGUCUUCACUGAUGUUACAUUUUUAGAUUCUGUUGCCUUCUGUAUUUCAUCAUUCUGUAAUUUAUAUGGCCCUAUACUGUAUUUGUACGGCCUAAUACUGUAAUUAUAUGAUAUCAUGCUGUAUUUAUAUGACCAAAUACUGCCACCUAGUGGCCAUCCUGUAGCAAGUAGUGCCCAACAUGGCAAAUAUUAAGAUAUUUUCACAAUUGCAAAUUUUAUUUUUAUUAAAUAUUUUGAUAUUUUUACCACUUAACCAGAUUCUUAGGGUGCAAGUAGAUGCCACUGAGUUUUAUGGGAAAAAGUCUGUUAACUGCUAAUGAUUAAAUUUUCUUUUUCAGUUAAAAACUGCUGUUGAAGUCUGUUACAUGUCAUUCAUAUGUGAUGGUCUUUUUCUCCUGUGCAGCUAGAGCCCCCCUGC